Messenger RNA from Vitis vinifera (wine grape), 1044 nucleotides. RefSeq lists its product as uncharacterized. The record is from RefSeq and is a predicted model, not a curated record. Lineage: Eukaryota; Viridiplantae; Streptophyta; Magnoliopsida; Vitales; Vitaceae. Bases 1 to 1044 code for a protein of 347 amino acids. The transcript has a single exon.
AUGGCUCUGAAAAGGAAGUUUGAGUUCAAAACAACUAAAUUCACUACUAAGUUAUUGCUUGUUGAAUGUUUUGAUAAAGAAUGCAAGUGGCGAGUUCGUGCUACCAAGUUGGGGAUUUCCAAUAUGUUUCAAAUAAUGAAAUUCUAUUCAACACACACUUGUCGGUUAGAUAUGAUGUCUCGUGACAAUCGACAUGCAAGUAGUUGGUUGAUUAGUGAGAGUAUAAGAGAAACAUAUCAAGGGGUUGGUUGUGAAUUUCAACCAAAAGACAUUGUAGCAAACAUUCGAAAGCGGUAUGGCGUUCAAAUCAGUUAUGAUAAGGCAUGGAGAGCCAGAAAACUUGCUCUAGGUUCUACUAGGGGAUCACCUGAGGAGUCUUAUAGCACUUUACCAUCCUAUUGCUAUGUUUUAGAGCAAAAAAAUCCUGGUACCAUUAUUGAUAUAGUUACUGAUUGUGAUAAUCAAUUCAAAUACUUUUUUAUGUCGAUUGGUGCAUCUCUUGCUGGGUUUCACACAUCAAUAAGGUCUGUGGUUGCAGUUGAUGGGACAUUUUUGAAAGCAAAGUACUUAGGGACUUUAUUUAUUGCAGCGUGUAAAGAUGGCAACAAUCAGUUAUACCCUUUAGCCUUUGGCAUUGGUGAUUCAGAAAAUGAUGCCUCAUGGGAGUGGUUUUUACAAAAACUGCAUAAUGCACUUGGACACAUUGAUGAUUUGUUUGUGAUAUCAGAUCGACAUGGUAGCAUUAAGAAAGCAAUACAUAAAGUAUUUCCCCAUGCGAUGCAUGGUGUUUGCACUUACCACGUUGGACAAAAUUUGAAGACAAAGUUCAAUAAUCCUGUAAUUCAUAAGUUGUUCCAUGAUGUUGCCCAUGCUUAUCGUGUUUCAGAGUUUAAUUUUAUAUUUGGGCAACUAGAGAUGAUUGACCCAAGAGCAGCAAGAUAUUUGAUGGAUAUAGGAGUUGAUCGAUGGGCACGUUCAUAUUCUACCGGAAAAAGAUAUAAUAUCAUAAUGACAGGGAUCGUGAAAGUCUUAAUGUUGUGUUGA